Messenger RNA from Linum trigynum, 1875 nucleotides. NCBI's taxonomy places the organism in Eukaryota, Viridiplantae, Streptophyta, Magnoliopsida, Malpighiales, Linaceae. The record is from the annotation of a GenBank genome assembly.
AUACAGACUUUUAGACUUGGUCAUGAAUCAUGAUUGUAGCUUAAUCGAUCUUAUGACUUCUUAACUUAUUGUAUGUAUGACAACUCCCAUUGAUCAAUUAAAUUCGGUGAGUUGUCCUAAGAGCCAUAUUGGUCAUUUUCAGUAUUUGCUUAGCUUUAAAUGUUCGGGUCAGUAUGGUUGAAAGAGUUUAAUUUUGGAUAUGGAGAAGGAGAAGUCCACGAGGAAGGCAGGGAAGUUUUGGAUGAGGAUUGAGAAAGACGGAGACAGGGACAGAUGUCGGUAACCUACCAGCGGCUCGCCUUCCUGACUCACCACCAUAGCCAAACAAAGCUACAACCUUUUUCGUCCACAUUCAACCCGAAACCCAGCUAAUGGCACAGCAAUUUAUAAUCGAGCCAUGCUCCUUUCCCUAUUCCCUUCUUCUUCUCCACCCAACUGUGCUUUCAUUUCCUCUCUUCUUCUGAACCCCCGACGAACUUCCCCUGCUUCUCCCUUCUUUCUCAGAGCAGUCACAGCAAGAGCUAUCUCUCUCUGCGUCAGAACCACCAGCACCACCAUGUCCGUUAACUUGCAAACCCAUGCCUUCGCCGGCAACCCUCUGAGAUCCACAAUUCCCAAGCCUGGCGACCCGUUUUCCCCAUCCUCCGCCCUCGAAACCCUCAGGAGCCGGCUCAUGGAGAGUGCCAGUAGUGGUCACAGCCAGUUGCUUUCCCCUAGUUUCCAGGUUCUGCCCUUCAGAAAGGGCAGGCCUCUGGCUUCUUCCGUCGAUGGGGACGGUGCUUCGGGGCCGAAUUGGCAUCUGGGCUGGAUUGGUCUUGCUGAUUGCAGAGGGUUUCUGGCCAAGUCUGGUGUUGAAUUGACCGCCGAGAGCUUGGUGUUUCUGGGUUUCAUGCCUGAUGAGGAUGUGGUUUACUGGGCAAUUGAUGUUUCUAGCGAGAGUAGUUUGGUUCCUGAAUUUGGCGGGAAGCGGCUCUGUUUUGUGGAGUUGAGGACUCUCAUGGUGGCUGCUGAUUGGACUGAUGAUCGAGUCAUGGCGGAUUUGGCCAUUGCUGGUCAUGCAAGAGCAUUGCUAGAAUGGCAUAAGCUAAGUCGUUUUUGUGGAUCAUGUGGAGCAAAUACUGUCCCUGCCGAAGCUGGCAGAAGGAAACAGUGCUCCAAUGAGACAUGUAAGGCGAGGGUGUAUCCUCGUAUUGAUCCGGUUGUGAUCAUGUUGGUUAUCGACAAAGAGAAUGAUCGAGUCCUUUUGAGCAGACAAUCGAGAUUUGUACCUCGAAUGUGGAGUUGCUUAGCUGGGUUUAUAGAGCCUGGAGAAAGCUUAGAGGAAGCUGUGAGGAGAGAAACUUUUGAAGAGGCUGGAAUUGAAGUAGGAGAAGUUGUGUAUCAUAGCUCUCAGCCAUGGCCUGUUGGCCCAAACAGCAUGCCAUGCCAACUGAUGGUGGGUUUCUUAGCUUACGCUAAAACACUGGAAAUCAAUGUCGAUAAAACCGAGUUAGAAGAUGCGAAAUGGCUCAGUCGAGAAGACGUGCAGAAGGCACUGUCUUUAGCAGAGUACAAGAAGGCACAAACAACAGCAGCAGCCAAAGUAGAGCAGAUGUGCAAGGGCGUCGAGAAAGGUCAGAGCUUGUCUGCAGAUUUCAAUGUAGAAAGCGGCGAACUCGCUCCUAUGUUCUUCCCUGGCCCUUCCGCAAUCGCUCAUCACCUCAUCUCUUCGUGGGUCCACGGCCAGACAACAAUCGGCGGUGGUGGGAGACAAAUCAGUACUUCUCUCUCAAAUCUAUAGCUCCUCUACUCAUCAUCCCCAGAAAACAUCACCAAACCCCGGCCGAGUGGCUGUGUUUAGUGUACAUUAUAGCACCUCUCCAGUAAUGCUUUGCA